Molecule: messenger RNA, 1908 nt
Organism: Brenthis ino (lesser marbled fritillary)
Lineage: Eukaryota; Metazoa; Arthropoda; Insecta; Lepidoptera; Nymphalidae
Source: the annotation of a GenBank genome assembly
AUGGAGACUUGUGAUCGAGAUGAACAAACUAAAUUGGAAAUGAAACAUAGACAAGAAGAAGAUGAUCUGUACAGAAAAUUCUCAAAACACAGAGAAGAAGAAAACAGAAGAAUACGUGAAGAAAUUCAGGAUGAAUGGGAAAGGGAACUGGAACGGUUAACAAACAGAUUCCAGCAAGAAAUGCAAGUGAAAAAGAGAAGACCUGAUGCUGAAAUUGGUGCUCUUACUCUACGACAUCAGCAAGAGAGAGCAGAUCUGGAGAAGAAUAUGACCCUACGGAGAGAUAAGAAGAAAGAGAGUUUGACGAGGAAAAUGCUAGAGCAUGAAAGAGCAGCUACAGCAGCAUUAGUGGAGAAACAAAGUCAUGAGAUGAUGGAACUGAUUCAAGAGAGAAGGUCUGAAUACAUGGCAGCAUCAUCCAUAUACCUCGAUGGGGAGGAAGCUCCCCCAUACCCCGCGCGUGCUCCCGCUCCGCAACCACCCCUAGUAUCUAAGUUCCACAUAUAUACAGAUCCCGCAGAAUUUGCUGAUGUUGACAAAAUUGCAAUUUCGGUAGCACAAGAAGACCAAAAGACAUUUACCGACCUCGUCAGGCAGUUAGUAGGGAGAUGCGUAAGUGACGUCGAAAAGGCGCGUACCAUAUUCCGAUGGAUCACUGUCAAAAACCUUAAUAAUAUACAAUUUGAUGAUAAUCUAAGAGGAGAUUCGCCUUUAGGCUUGUUGAGAGGGAUCAAACACGGAACAGAGAGUUACCAUGUCCUGUUUAAGAGACUGUGCAGCUACGCCGGCCUACACUGCGUAGUGAUCAAAGGCUACAGCAAGUCGGCGGGCUACCAGCCGGGCGUGCGCUUCGAGGACAAUCGCUUCCGCAACUCGUGGAACGCGGUGUUCGUGGCGGGCGCGUGGCGCUUCGUGCAGUGCAACUGGGGCGCGCGGCAUCUCGUCAACGCGAAGGACGCGCCCAAGCCCGGCGUGCGUGGCAAGAGCGAUAGCUUAAGAUACGAAUAUGACGACCACUACUUCCUAACAGACCCACGCGAGUUCAUAUACGAGUUCUACCCACUACAGCCUGACUGGCAGUUGUUGAAAACGCCUAUCACCCUCCACGACUUUGAAGAACUGCCUUUUGUUAGAUCACUGUUCUUUAGAUACGGACUGUACUUCAGUGACCCGAAUACUAAAGCUGUUAUGUUCACUGAUUCUACUGGUGCAGCGACGAUGCGUAUAGCAAUGCCCGCGCACAUGCAGAGUUCCCUCAUCUUCCACUACAACCUCAAGUUCUACGACACGGAGGGCGACGGCUUUGACGGCGUCAGUCUUAAGAGAUUUGUUAUGCAGUCGGUGGUGGGCAACGUGGUGUCGUUCCGCGUGCACGCGCCCUGCAGCGGCGCCUUCCUACUCGACAUCUUCGCCAACGCGGUGACGCCGCGCGAGUACCUCACCGGCGAGCCCAUGAAGUUCAAGAGUGUUUGCAAGUUUAAGAUCUGCUGCGCAGAGCUACAGACGGUAAUGGUGCCGCUGCCGGACUGCGCGAGCGGCGAGUGGGGGCCCACCAAGGCGACGCGGCUGUUUGGACUCGUGCCUAUCACGCACCAAGAAGCCCUGGUAUUCGCGGGUCGUGAGCUAGAGAUUCAGUUCCGCAUGUCGCGCCCACUCGCAGACUUCAUGGCGACGCUACACAAGAACGGUGUCGACGAGAAACGCCUCUCUAAAUAUGUGCAGCAAAACGUGUCCGACGAUAUUGUUACGUUCUAUAUUACAUUCCCGGAGGAAGGGCAAUACGGAUUAGACAUAUACACUCGAGAGCGCGGCGGACCCACGGCCAUACAUCAAAACGGAUCCACAGAGAAAGAGAAACAUCUCCUCACACACUGCUGCAAAUAUCUCAUAAACAGUAGCAAAAGGAAU